Messenger RNA from Anolis carolinensis (green anole), 7371 nucleotides. RefSeq names its product calpain-1 catalytic subunit. The coding region runs from base 397 to 2514 and encodes 705 amino acids. The record is from RefSeq and is a predicted model, not a curated record. The transcript has 22 exons. NCBI's taxonomy places the organism in Eukaryota, Metazoa, Chordata, Lepidosauria, Squamata, Anolidae. Gene Ontology annotation, cellular component: cytoplasm. Gene Ontology annotation, molecular function: calcium-dependent cysteine-type endopeptidase activity; calcium ion binding. Gene Ontology annotation, biological process: proteolysis.
CUCUCAGACUCAAAUCUCAGCCGCAAAAGCCCAGCCCCACCUCCGCUGGGCCGAGCCCAAAACUCUGCCGUUCGGAGGGGAGAAGGGAGGAGGAAGGGAAAGAAGAGGAGAAAGCCGCGCCGCGACCGCCCCUCGCCGCCUUGCAAACGCGAUUAAGAGCAGCUCAGGCGCUGAGGAGAGUUGCUAAUUCGGGCUCGCCUCGCCCUCCGCCUUCCUGAGCAGGAAUCCGCCUUAGAGCCGCCGGCGCCGCGGAAGCUGGGCCUCGGGGGCCAAGGGCCCUGCCCCAGUUUGGGCCGAGGAGGCCCCAUAGAACAACACCAGCCUCCUGGGUUUGCCGUUUUAUCCCCCGAGGAGUGCUGCUGAAGCCUCAUUUUCCUUCAUCCUGCUGGACGUGUCAUGAUGCCCUUUGGAGGAAUGGCUGCCAGACUAGAAAGGGACCGUCUGCGAGCAGAGGGCGUGGGCAGUCACCAAAAUGCUGUUAAAUACCUGGGUCAGGAUUACGAAACCCUGAAGCAGGAAUGUUUGGAGAGUGGCCGAUUGUUUGAAGAUCCCCAGUUUCCUGCCAUCCCUUCUGUCCUUGGCUUCAAGGAACUGGGGCCAAAUUCUGGCAAGACCCAAGGAGUGCGUUGGAAGCGCCCAUCGGAAAUUGUGGAUGACCCACAGUUUAUUGUGGGAGGUGCUACAAGGACAGAUAUCUGCCAAGGGGCUCUGGGUGAUUGCUGGUUACUGGCUGCCAUUGGCUCCCUGACUCUCAAUGAGGAUCUUCUGCACCGAGUUGUGCCUCAUGGCCAGAGCUUCCAGGAGGACUAUGCAGGCAUCUUCCACUUCCAGAUCUGGCAAUUUGGUGAAUGGGUGGAUGUGGUAGUUGAUGACCGCCUGCCCACUAAAGAUGGAGAGCUGGUAUUUGUGCAUUCAGCAGAAUGUCAAGAGUUCUGGAGUGCUCUGCUAGAAAAGGCAUAUGCUAAGUUGAAUGGCUCUUAUGAGGCCCUGUCAGGUGGCAGCACCACAGAAGGCUUUGAGGACUUCACAGGAGGCGUAGCCGAAAUGUACGAUCUCAAGAAGCCACCUAGGAACAUUGCUCAGAUCAUUUGCAAGGCUCUCGAAAGGGGUUCCCUCCUUGGCUGUUCCAUUGAUAUCACCAGUGCAUUUGAUAUGGAAGCAGUUACUUUCAAGAAACUAGUGAAAGGUCAUGCCUAUUCUGUCACAGGAUUUAAGAAUGUGGACUAUCGUGGCCAACAAGAAUCACUCAUCCGCAUAAGGAACCCCUGGGGUCAGGUGGAGUGGACUGGAGCCUGGAGUGACAGCUCUUCUGAGUGGAAUGAAGUGGACCCUGAUCAGAGGGAAGAACUGCAUCUAAAAAUGGAAGAUGGUGAAUUCUGGAUGUCUUUUCGAGAAUUUAUGCGUCAGUUUUCCAGGCUGGAAAUCUGUAACCUCACCCCAGAUGCUCUGGACAAGGAUGGGUUAAGCAGAUGGCACACUACCCUCUUUGAGGGAACCUGGCGCCGUGGCAGCACAGCUGGAGGUUGCAGGAACCAUCCAGCAACAUUCUGGAUUAAUCCACAGUUCAAAAUCAAGCUCCUAGAAGAGGAUGAUGACCCAGAAGAUGAUGAGGUGGCUUGCACUUUCUUAGUUGCCUUGAUGCAAAAACAUCGCCGAAAAGCUCGCCGAGUUGGAGAAGAUAUGCAUACCAUCGGCUUUGCUGUCUAUGAGGUUCCUGAGGAGGCACAGGGCUGCCAAAAUGUCCACCUGAAGAAGGAUUUCUUUCUGAGAAACCAGUCUCAGGCUCGCUCAGAAACCUUUAUCAACCUGCGGGAGGUGAGCAACCAUAUCCGCCUGCCUCCUGGUGAAUACAUCAUCGUGCCCUCCACCUUCGAGCCCAACAAGGAAGCAGACUUUGUCCUGCGUGUCUUCACAGAAAAGCAGUCUGAUGCAGAGGAACUGGAUGAGGAGAUCUCUGCAGAUCUUCCAGAUGAGGAAGAAAUCUCUGAGGACGAUGUAGAUGAGAACUUCAAAAACAUGUUCCGUCAGCUUGCAGGAGAGGACAUGGAAAUCAGUGUCUUUGAGCUCAGAACUGUCCUGAACAGAGUCAUUGCCAGGCACAAAGACCUGAAGACAGAUGGGUUCAGCAUGGAUUCUUGCCGCAACAUGGUCAACCUAAUGGAUAAAGAUGGCAGUGCUCGUCUGGGACUUGUGGAGUUUCAGAUCUUGUGGAACAAGAUCAGGAGCUGGCUGAAUAUAUUUCGUCAGCAUGAUUUGGAUAAGUCAGGCACCAUGAGCGCCUAUGAGAUGCGUCUGGCCUUAGAAACAGCUGGAUUCAAACUGGACAACAAGUUGCAUCAAGUGCUGGUGGCCCGAUAUGCUGACGACUCAUUGGGUGUGGAUUUUGAUAACUUUGUCUCCUGUUUAGUGAAGCUGGAGACCAUGUUCAGGUUCUUCCAAAGCAUGGAUCCUGAAGGUACUGGCAGUGCAGUGAUGAACCUUGGUGAGUGGCUGACAUUCACAAUGUGCGGCUAGAGCAGAGGUGGACCUUCUGGCUGUGCUGACCCUGUCGGACUGGGCUACCCAAGUGCCUCCUUCAGGCUGAUACCGGAUGGCCCAACUCCCCUCCUUUUUUUCAUCAACCCACUGUUGAGCCCAAUGUCUGAUUCCUCCAUUCCCCUUGUUCACCCACAUAGUAGUACCCCACGGCAUAAGCACUCUUGCUCUCACCAACACCAUUGUCUCUGUAGGGAUCAGUCUCUCUUUUAGGGGCCAGGGCAGAGAGGAGACAGAUUUUUCCUGCUGUGAGCUUACCUUGCAACAUCUCUUGCUGAAUUGAGACAACCAAGAAAAGAUCAGGAGUGUGUGCUGGUUUUAGAAUCAGUUUGCCUAUCGGGAGGGCUCCCUUCAAAGUUGGCAGAAGGACUUCGGUGGAAUGUUGUUGCUUCUCCUAAGAGGUUGGCCUUUUUAUAUCACUUGGUCCGGUUACUGAUUCUGCUUUUGUAAGGAAACCUGCUCCUCUCUCCUGGAAUCAUUUCUCUUUGGUUUUGCUUUUCACUGGUAGUCAGUGGCCAUGGGCAAAAGGGAUAUGAGGCCUGUAUUCUACUCUUCAGUCUUAAAUAAAAGAAUUUUAUGGAGAAGUUUUUUGCAAAGACCACUCAGGAUCCCACUUCCAAGAAGUAACACAACUGUUCUCCCUGCAGAGAGUGUUUCCACUCCUGCAAAAAUACAGAGAUGUAGUGCACUUGGUUUGAAAACCGUAGCCUUUUCCAAGUUAGAGUCACUGAGAAUCCCUUAUAGAAGCAUCACCGGAUUCCAGGAGGCUGAGCAAGAUUAGGUUUUGGUCCUGAUCCCAAACUGAAGUGCUGUGCAUCAGGAUGUCUGUGUCCUCUGCACAGAGUAGACAGGAUUAGUCACGGAACCUUUCAACACAGGUUCAUCUACAGAGUGAAAACAUAGGUCAUUCUAGGAUUGUGAAACAUCUCAGCUAGAAAAGAGGGAAGAAAUCUAGACUAUACAAUGCUCUCCCAGUCCACAUGCUGCAAGAGGGUUCAUUUUUCCUUGACUGUUUAAACCAAUUAAGGCUGGAUGUGAUUAGUAACAAAUUCCUAUCAUGGCAGAGUUCAAAAAUUAAGGUAUAACCAUUGCUUUCCUGACACUGUUCCUUUCAGUGUUCUCCUUAUUUUUCUAAGAGUUUAUUUUUAAAAAAUGUACAUUGAACGAUUAAAAAAUAUAGUCAAAAUAUAGAACUUCUAGUAGGGCUCUGCAGUUUGCCACAGACAUGCCCUUGGCUUUGUUUCGUACAUAUGCUAGAUGACCAUACAGUGUUCCCUCACUUAUCGUGGGCGUUACGUUCCAGGACAACCCACGAUAAGUGAAAAUCUGCAAAGUAGGGAUGCUAGGCUUUUCCUUAGGAAGGAAGUAGAAAGAGGGAGGGAAGAAGGGAAGAAAGAGGCAGGAGAACAUGGCACCGCCUCCUUCUCCUCCCGCUGCCAUUUGGGCUCCUUCUCCGCCCCGCCAUCCCCACCUGACUGAGACCACCACCACUGUUAAUCAUAUUUUUAUGAUUUAUAAUAUUUUUAGUGUCUAUUAAAAACUGCAAAACAGCAAGUCCACGAAAAGCAAACCACAAAGUAGUGAGGGAACACUGUACAUCAUUCAAAAGACAUUGGGGAGCUGAAUUGUUCUUUCCUCUAUGACAUUGUUUUUUUCUGAGGAGACAACUUUUAAAAAGCAAGUAAUUGGAAAAACACAGGAGAGCUUCAGUACACAAUCAAGAGUCUCAUCUGGCAUCCCUGAGAUAAAAUAAAGCCUGCUGGUUUGGGCUUCUUGUGUUUUAAUCCCAGCACCUUUCCAUGCAACUCAAGAACUAUGCAGAAUAACUAAUAAUGUGGCUUUGUUGAAGCUGUUAGCAUGAACUUGGUCAGUCAAGCAAUAUAGAAGCAUUAUAACUAAACAGGCUAGCACAACCAAAGGUUAGAGUCCCAUUCACAUACUAUCUGCCUUGCCUGAAACUCUUACCUUGGCCUUGGCUAAGUCCUUUUUCUGGCUUUUAUUAUUUCCAUUCUGAAUUUCUGAAUAGCAUAACAAGCAAAACUAGGAGGGACUAUUACCAAUUAUAAUGCUGAGUUGCUACACUGCUGUGGAUGGAGCUCUCAAUCAUGCGCUGCUUUCCCAGAAUGAGGGUAGAAUUCCCAGCCAAGUUUCAUUUGCAAGCCUCUGAUCUUCAACUGUAGUCAACUUGUGCAAGAUUGGAUUUAUCUUUAAAGCAUGUCCAUCCAGCUGUCAUAUUUUGGAGUAAUUUAACAGAAACCAUUCAGAAGAGUUGUCAGACUUUACUGGUGCUCUGACAUCAACUGGAAACUGCAUUCCACAAAUAAAAUGUGUGUUCUUAAAAAGUGAAAACUAAAGUAACAGAGAGGGAAACAGAGUAAAUGUUUUUUGAGCUACUAUGCCUAUAUAUGGAAAUUGCAGUUGUCCCCUUGGGUUUUUGAAGUCAUGCCUAGCAUUUGACAAACCUAUUGGAAGUCCACAAUCACAUCUCUGUCAGUCAGAGUGGUGAAAUUUAAUAAAAUGUGGUUCUGGCAAUUUUUUAAAACGCUAGGUUAUCAAGCAAGGUGCAAGUCUAAUGCUGAGAGGAAGAAAGUGGACAUGAGGGCUGAGACCUUUGCUGUUGGUUGAGAAUUCUGUCCAGCGGCUCCUCUGCCUCACUCCUUUAAACACUGCCUCAUAUGAAAAUUUGAAACUCCUGAAAUAGAAAUGUUAAUAUAUUUCAAAUUCUUAAAAGUGAAAAAGAUGCCAAGCAGCCUUGUUCCAAUUCUAGGCUUUUGCAGCUGUAUUUUUUUUAAAACCCACCCACCAUCUUCCUCAUGUGAAUCAUCCCUCAUCCAAUUAAGGAGAGCUGAGAAUUAUGUAACCAGUAGAUGCAAGCCAGCUAUAUAGAUUUUAUGCAGAAAUUAGAAAACUACCUUUGUUAAUAAAACUCCUCCAAGCAGCAUAACUUGUUAGCUUGGCAAUUCUGGGACCUGAUAGUCCUAGAAGCCAUUUUCCAAGCUUUGGGUUGGGAAGAUAGAUUGCUAGAAAGGAAGUGGCUAGCUUACAUGUAGCAAAAUUAGAAUUACAGAAUGAAACCAUAACAAAUCAGAUUGUCUUCUACUGUCUCGCACACUUACACUCUUGUGUGCCCAUUGUCGUCCACAAGGACAUUCAGCCUCUGGUUGCAUUUCAUAGAAUCAUAGAAUCAUAGAAUCAUAGAAUAGUAGAGUUGGAAGAGACCUCAAGGGCCAUCUAGUCCAACCCCCCGCUAAGAAGCAGGAAAUCGCAUUCAAAGCACCCCCGACAGAUGGCCAUCCAGCCUCUGCUUAAAAGCCUCCAAAGAAGGAGCCUCCACCACGGCCCGGGGGAGAGAGUUCCACUGCCGAACAGCCCUCACAGUGAGGAAGUUCUUCCUGAUGUUCAGGUGGAAUCUCCUUUCCUGUAGUUUGAAGCCAUUGUUCCGUGUCCUAGUCUGCAGGGCAGCAGAAAAUAAGCUUGCUCCCUCCUCCCUAUGACUUCCCCUCACAUAUUUGUACAUGGCUAUCAUGUCUCCUCUCAGCCUUCUCUUCUGCAGGCUAAACAUGCCCAGCUCUUUAAGCCUCUCCUCAUAGGGCUUGUUCUCCAGACCCUUAAUCAUUUUAGUUGCCCUCCUCUGGACGCUUUCCAGCUUGUCAGCAUCUCCCUUCAUCUGCGGUGCCCAAAACUGGACACAGUAUUCCAGGUGUGGUCUGACCAAGGCAGAAUAGAGGGGGAGCAUGACUUCCCUGGAUCUAGACGUUAUUCCCCUAUUGAUGCAGGCCAAAAUCCCAUUGGCUUUUUUAGCUGCCGCAUCACAUUGUAGGCUCAUGUUUAACUUGUUGUCCACGAGGACUCCAAGAUCUUUUUCGCACACACUGCUGUCAAGCCAGGCGUCCCCCAUUCUGUAUCUUUGAUUUCCAUUUUUUCUGCCGAAGUGAAGUAUCUUGCAUUUGUCCCUGUUGAACUUCAUUUUGUUAGUUUCGGCCCAUCUCUCUAGUCUGUCAAGAUCGUUUUGAAUUCUGCUCCUGUCUUCUGGAGUGUUAGCUAUCCCUCCGAGUUUGGUGUCAUCUGCAAACUUGAUGAUCGUGCCUUCUAACCCUUCGUCUAAGUCGUUAAUAAAGAUGUUGAACAGAACCGGGCCCAGGACGGAGCCCUGCGGCACUCCACUUGUCACUUCUUUCCAUGAUGAAGACGACGCAUUGGUGAGCACCCUUUGGGUUCGUUCGCUUAGCCAAUUACAGAUCCACCUAACCGUAGUUUUGUCUAGCCCACAUUUUACUAGUUUGUUUGCCAGAAGGUCAUGGGGGACUUUGUCGAAGGCCUUACUGAAAUCUAGAUAUGCUACAUCCACGGCAUUCCCUGUAUCGACCCAACUCGUAACUCUAUCGAAAAAAGAGAUCAGAUUAGUCUGGCAUGACUUGUUUUUGGUAAAUCCAUGUUGACUAUUAGCAAUGAUCGCAUUUGUUUCUAAGUGUUUGCAGACCACUUCCUUAAUGAUCUUUUCCAGAAUCUUGCCUGGUAUUGAUGUGAGGCUGACCGGACGGUAAUUGGACUGACCGGACGGUAAUUUCUUUUUUCAUUGCCCCACUACAGCUGCAGCUGAGUCAGUGCAUGACUUCCCUGGCCAACACCAGCCCCGAUUCCUUUAUGCCUUAUGCCUCUCUCCAGGCCGGCAGUGUGGCCUUAGUGCUUUACUGGAGGGCUUUGUGCUCUCGCGCUGCUUUAGAGUUCCUCCAGAAUAUGGCUCCAGUGAUAAAACCACUUUAGCUCAAGGAGCAGGGCUGUCUCCUCAGCUUAAUUUGCAACAUAUGUGAAGUAAUAAAUAGAGAUAUAACAAAA